Messenger RNA from Acanthocheilonema viteae, 576 nucleotides. The record is from the annotation of a GenBank genome assembly. Lineage: Eukaryota; Metazoa; Nematoda; Chromadorea; Rhabditida; Onchocercidae.
AUGUUGUCUCUUGCUCGGCUUGUAAGUAAGGCAGUUACAACGAAACCGUAUUUGACACGUCAGAUUACCACUACUUCUAUUCAGAAUGGCAAAUUUUUCGCCGAUGCGGAAGACAAACGUCUCGACCAGCAUUACCUGGAUAUCUUCAACGAUCCAAACAUCGAUGGUUUUUUCUUGCGAGGAGCUAUGCAAGACUUACAUGAACUGGAUAUGAUUCCUGAUCCUGAUAUUUGUGAUGCUGUGUUACGUGCUUGCCGACGAGUGAACGAUUUUGCACUUGCUAUACGUUUUAUCGAAUCUCUGAAAGAGAAAUGUGUUCUCAAACGAUGGACUCACAAAUGGUUGCUGGAUAAGAUUAAGCCUACCAUGGACGAAUUAGGCAUCCCAACACUAGAGGAAAUGAAUUACGACAAACCCGAAUUGUUUGUGCCUCUGCCUGAGUGGUGGUGGGAACGAAAGUGCUGGAAGACACAAACGUCAAUGGGUAUUAGUGUUAUCAACGAAAUGGGUGUUAAUAGUUAUGACGUUUCGGCUAAGUAUUAUAAAAAUUUGAAUGGAACAAUUGUUGUGGAAUAA